This is a messenger RNA of Alternaria postmessia, 777 nucleotides long. RefSeq lists its product as uncharacterized. The record is from RefSeq and is a predicted model, not a curated record. The coding region runs from base 1 to 777 and encodes 258 amino acids. NCBI's taxonomy places the organism in Eukaryota, Fungi, Ascomycota, Dothideomycetes, Pleosporales, Pleosporaceae. The transcript is spliced from 2 exons.
AUGUUCAGUUCGCUAGGGACCAAGAUAGCCCUCCGGAAGGCCGGAUUAGGCAAUGUCAAGCUCCCAAAGACCGACGACUUGUUUGGUAGUGGGAACACCAAGAAGGGGAGCACCAACGGCGCCGAUGGAGGAGACACAGGCUUCGCCAACCCCUUCGCAAACGUACAAUGGGGUGUACCAAAAGCCCUACAAUCUUGGACAACGCCUCCACCGCCCCAGACCCCAGUGCGCAAGCCACCGAACAUUGGAGAUCGAGCACAAACACACACGAAGCUGCAAUUUCCAACGGCCGACGGACGGCCGACUAUACUGCUGUUCCUAAGGUUCUGCGGGUGUCCUUUCUCCGAGAAACUCUUCCUCUCGCUCCGAACCCUCGCGAACCGCCAUACUUCGAUCCACUUCGUCGCAAUCUCCCACUGCACACCCGCUGCAACCACAGAGUGGCUCAAGAAACUCGGUGGAGCCUGGAACGUAGAUGUAGUAGUGGAUCAAGACCGGGAACUAUACGCGCUAUGGGGUCUAGGCAUAGCUACUUGGGGCCAUGUGCUGCAUCCUAGAAACGGGUACAAUCAGGUCAUGCUCCGGAAGAAUGAGGGUGUCUGGGGACAACAGGUCGGAGAAGGAGCAUGUCGAUGGCAGAUUGGCGGGGCAUAUGCAGUCGAUGGGAGGGGCGUUGUUACAUGGGGCUCACCGAUGCAGUCAGUAGACGAGGCGAUACCAUUCGAACACGGCGUAAUGUCACUUGGAUAUGGAGAGACGCAUAGACUGGGACUGUGA